Messenger RNA from Sorghum bicolor (sorghum), 4054 nucleotides. RefSeq lists its product as uncharacterized. Gene Ontology annotation, molecular function: ADP binding; ATP hydrolysis activity. The record is from RefSeq and is a predicted model, not a curated record. Lineage: Eukaryota; Viridiplantae; Streptophyta; Magnoliopsida; Poales; Poaceae. Gene Ontology annotation, biological process: signal transduction; recombinational repair. The coding region runs from base 667 to 3720 and encodes 1017 amino acids. The transcript has 2 exons.
UCCCUGCUCGCCUCCCUCCAUAGGGAAUGCUGCUGGUCUUCCCUUCUCGCAGUGGCGUGGGUGGAACUAGUAGACCCUAGCAGGAUUGGAGACUCACUCGAUCCUAGCUUCACAUUUUCCUUGCACCUUUUGAUGCCACCCACAUAUGGUUUCCGUCUUUCCGAUAUGAGUAGAGUAUUUUUGUGAUAAUGAUGAUUUUUUAUUAAGGGGCUGCCUGGGGCUGGUGGCUGCUGGUCAUCUCGAGGGAAGAGGAGAGAGGGAGGGAGGAGCCCUUGUACUUUGCUUUGGCAUGAAUGGCAAUUUCCUCCCUCCUAGGACAAGGUCACAGUCACACUCCUCACAGCCGCAGCCCAGGAGCCGGCCGGAGGGAACAGCAAGGGGAUAGUUCCACCCAUCCCAUUCAAUAGCUCGAGUGGGAAAGGCAGGCAGCGAGACCGUUUUUAAAAUCCAAAAAUCGACCCACCGCCCAGGCUCCUGCCGUCCGUUCCUGUGCUGUUCUUCAACUUGAACCAUCAUGGGAACCAUCCUCGCCUGCUUCUGAUGUGCCUGGAUUCUUGAAAGCCCGCUCGCUGCCGCCCCCAGGAAGGGAAGGAAAUGAGGUGCGCCAGAUCGUGCGGCACUUUCCAGCAAGCUUCCGAAGCUUUGUGAUUCGGUGGUAGCCAAGCCAUGGAGGACGACGACCGAAAAGCGCCGAGCUUUCUUGAUGUGCCCAAGGAUAUUCCCAUUGCCACCACCAAGCCCCUCACCAUCCGGACCAGCGCCGCCGCCGCGUCCGGAUGCGGCGGCGGCUCCGACCGGUCCUGCCCCAUAUCACCGGCCAUCUCCAUCACGCCGCACCUCUACUCGCCGUCGCCGCCGUCGUCCGCCUUCGUCUCCGCGCUGCAGUCCCCGUACAUCUCGCCUCGGGUUCUCGACCCGCCGCCUCCUCCUCCGCCGGCGGCGCCGGAGCCGGAGCCUCAGCGGCGGCAGGAAACCAAGGCCGCCGCUGCUGCCGGUGCCGGCGCCAGCGCCACCACCACCGCGGCGCCGUCGCCGACGUCGUGCUCCAACGGGUCCGAUAUCGACGCGCCCAGCGCGUCCCGCACGCCGCCGUCCGAGCGCUACGACUCCAGCGGCAUCGACGCGGCCAAGAUUUCCGACGGCGGCGGCGUUGGAGGCGCUGGGCCCCUGCUGCCGCCGCGCGUGUCGUUCUCGUUCCCCGUGCCGCGGGUGUCCUUCACCAGGGGCUCCGUCGCGUCGCCGUCCUCCAACGCCAAGCUCCGCAGCUGCGACGUGUACAUUGGCUACCACGGCAACGGCGGCCUCUCCAGGUUCUGCAAGUGGCUCAAGUCGGAGCUCGAGCUGCAGGGCAUUGCCUCGUUCGUCGCCGACCGUGCCAAGUACUCGGAUUCGCAGAGCCACGAGAUUGCUGACCGGAUUAUUUGCUCCGUCGCGUUCGGCGUCGUGGUGGUCACCAUGUCCAGUUUCCUCAACCCUUUCAGCCUCGAGGAGAUCAGAUUCUUUGCUCAGAAGAAGAACCUGGUGCCUAUACUGUUUGACACCGAGCCAGCAGAGAUUGCCGGGCUUUUUGAUGGUAAAUUGGAGGAUAAGGAAGGGAAGGAAGCGUUUGAAGGGCUGAUGCGAUGUCAUGAAUUCAAGCUUGAGGCGAACGAGAGCAAUUCGAGAAGCUGUGUGUCGAGGACGGUUACGCUGCUUCGGUCCAAGCUUGGACGGAAGAAUAUCGCCGAGAAGGAGAGUGAAGCUUCUGAGGGCCUGCCUUUUCCGCGCAACCGGCAUUUCGUGGGAAGGGAGAAGGAGCUGAGCGAGAUUGAAGGCAUGCUCUUUGGGUCGACAGUGGAUAUCCAAGAAGUGGAUUGCCCUAGGGCUUCCAGUACAAAUGAGAGAUCAAGCGGUGUGUCUGAUGGAUUUGCUGAUGAGGAUAGUGAUACCGCGAGGAAAUCUAAUGCCAGGUACAUCAGUUUGGAGAUGCGCAAGUGCAAGGAACCCACACUGGAGGCUUGGAUUGACCCCGUGAUUGAGUUAUCAUCUGGUAAAAGCAGAAGCCUGCAGAAGCAGAGAUCAAGGCACAGGAGGUCAAGGUUUCGGUGCAACAGCAAGGGCUAUAGCGGUGCCAAUGUAAUAUGCAUCAACGGUUCUUCAGGCAUUGGCAAGACUGAACUGGCAUUGGAGUUUGCUUACAGGUACUCACAGAGGUACAAGAUGGUACUGUGGAUUGGUGGUGAAGCUCGGUAUUUGAGGCAAAACAUACUCAAUAUAUCCAUGAAUUUGGGACUGGAUAUCAGUGCUGAGGCUGAGAAGGAGAGGGGUAGGAUUAGGAGCUUUGAGGAGCAAGAGUUUGAUGCAUUCCAGCGGGUGAAGCGGGAGCUGUUCCGCGACGUGCCCUAUUUGCUCAUAAUUGACAAUCUUGAGAGCGAGAGGGAUUGGUGGGAAGGCAAGGAUCUCCAUGACUUCAUACCGAGAAACACUGGAGCAACACAUGUCAUCGUGACAACACGUUUGCCACGCGUGAUGAAUCUUGAGCCGAUGCAACUGCCACAGCUCUCGUACAUUGAUGCGAUGGCCUUGAUACAGGGGAAAAGAAAGAAGGACUAUCCGCCUGAGGAAACCGAAGUUCUCAGAAAGUUUGAUGAGCGGUUAGGCAGGCUGAGCUUUGGCCUGUGGGUCGUCGGUUCACUGCUAUCUGAGCUCAUGAUUUCUCCUUCCACUCUACUUGAGGCUGUUGAUAGAAUAUCAUUGAGCGAGAAUUUGUUUCCCAUUGGUUCCAAUGACGAUGGCUUCUGCCGUAACAAUUCUUUCUUGAUAAAGGUCUUGGUCUUCUGUUUUGCUUUGAUGGACCGAGCAAAAGGAGGAAGCCUUACGUCCAGAAUGGUCAUUGCUGGUUCUUGGUUAGCUCCUGCUCCUGUGUCAUCCACGCUAUUAGCUGCAACAGCGAGCAAGCUACCGAUGAAAGGCAGUGGUAUGCACCUGUUUGGUGAAUCCCUCAAGACUGCAUUUCUAUGUGGCACACACUGUUUCCUAGCUCCAAAUGGACGGAAGGCUGAGGUGGAGUCAGCGCUCCUGCUUGUUAAUCUUGGGUUAGCAAGAAAGGCAAAUCGACAUCCUGGUUGCUGGAUCCAAUUCCAUCCUAUCACACAGCUCUUCGGCAAGAUCAGGGGAGGUUUAGCACCUACAACUGCAGCAGUGAAUGGUGUGAUGAGGGCUGGAAACCCCUCAGUAUACUCUGACCACCUAUGGGCUAGUGCCUUCCUCGUGUUUGGCUUCAAGUCUGAGCCACCCGCAGUCCAGCUUAAAGCAGUCGACAUGGUCCUCUUCAUCAAGAAGACGGCGCUGCCCCUGGCAAUUGACUCCUUCAUGUCGUUCUCGCGGUGCGGCUCGGCUCUGGAGCUGCUCAAGGUGUGCACCAACGUCCUCGAGGAGGUGGAGAAGUCGUACGCGUCGCGGAUGCAGGACUGGAACCGCAGGUCGCUGUGCUGGAGGAAGAAGCUGCAGCCGAACCACCGCGUCGACGAGUUUGUCUGGCAGGAGGUGACGCUGCUCAAGGCGACACUGCUGGAGACGAGGGCGAAGCUGCUGCUCCGCGGCGGGCUGUUCGACACUGGCGAGGAGCUGUGCAGGACCUGCAUCAGCAUCCGGACCGUCAUGCUCGGCCAUGGGCAUGCCCAGACGCUGGCUGCUCAGGAGACACUGGCGAAGCUGGUCAGGUACAGGAGUAAGAUCUGAGAUGAGAUGAUGUCCAAGACCCUCGCAUGCUCCUUGUAUAAUGUGACAUCCCUCUGCUUUAAUACAAAGGGUUCAGAAGUUAUCACGCCCUUUUUUUUUUCUGAAUCUGGCAAUACCACUAGCUACAGUUUUGUUAGCGAUCAUCAGUAUACUAGCCGAGGUCCAUGAUGCCAUGUGUAACUUAUUUUAGCGCAGGUUGGGGCCAUGUGUAAGUGGAGGUGUUAUGUACAGUACAGUCCAUCUGCUAUUUGGUAGAACUUCAUUUUCGUCUCUUACUACAACCAUUGAGCUUCCCAGGCUGAACUUUCAGAAAUGAAGAUGUUCUUCCUUUAAA